AAAGGUGGGAACCGACAGAGCUAGAGCCCACUAGUAGAAGUUGCUAAAACUAGUGGAAAACUGUUAUUAGCGGGAUAUUAAAGCAGUGGAACUAGCAAGCUAACAGCACUAAUUGCGUGAAGGCUAGGCUACAGAGGUACUGUAGCUAGCUGACAACAAUACUGCUAACAAGCUACCUUAGGUAACUUCACUCUGUGUAGGUGAAGUGGUAACCCAUACCAAAUGGAACAGUUAAGCUGAGAGCUAGGUUUUCUUUAAAAAGCUCUUAAACAGGUUCAGAAUCAACAGAGGCGAAAAAUGAGGGGAACCAGGGCAAUGCAUGGUGUUAUAUAGACUGGUGGGGCUUAACUCACAAUGCCCUAAUUGGCCUGUUAGGCGUGAUUGAAUAAGGCUUCAGCGAAUGACCUGCACGAGGGUAUGUCCCAUAGUGAGAUGUUGAACUGAGGCCACUGGAAGAGAACCCAGGAGUAGCAUAUCCUCCUCACUUACUACAGAUCCAGUGGUAGGGUGGUGACACAACGAGAGUUCCAGCAUAUUCUGAAUAGCAAACACCAAGUUAGAGAUCAGUGGAUACUACAGGACAAAAACAGAGAAUGAACGUGGAGAAUCAGGAAGGGAAGAGGGAACAGUGGAGCUCUAAAACAGAGUUCCUCCUCACAGUUUGUGGUAACGUGGUCGGCCUGGGAAAUGUAUGGAGGUUCCCCUAUCUCUGCUAUAAGAACGGUGGAGGUGCCUUCCUUGUGCCCUACCUGCUGUACGUUGGGCUAUGUGGUCUUCCUCUGUUCCUUCUCGAGACAUCAAUUGGUCAGUACACCCAACAGGGCAUUGUCACAUGCUGGAGGAGCUUAUGUCCGCUUGCUGAAGGUGUUGGCAGGGCAGAGCUUCUCAUCCUGAUCUAUGACUCUAUCAUUUACCUCGUGAUCCUGGCCUGGACUCUAUUCUACCUGGUGUUCUCUUUCAGUUCUCAGCUACCUUGGGCCAGCUGUGGUAACACCUGGAACACAGAUCAAUGUGUGGAUUUCUCUUCACUAAACCAUACUGCCAACUAUACCUCCAAAAUCACCACUACUUCUGCUGCCACUGAGUUCUGGGAGCGUCGUGUGUUGGCUAUCUCUGGAGGCAUUGAAGAGGUGGGCAGUGUAAGAUGGGAGCUGAUGCUCUGUCUCCUCGCCUGUUGGGCUGUCUGCUACUUCUGUAUCUGGAAAGGAAUCAGGUACUCAGGAAAGGUGGUGUAUUUCACUGCCACAUUUCCCUAUCUGAUGCUCUUGGUGUUGCUGGUGAGAGGGUUGACUUUACCUGGAGCUUGGGAGGGGAUUCAGUUUUACCUGUAUCCAGACCCAGUCCGCCUUGCAGACCCCCAAGUCUGGAUGGAAGCAGGAACGCAGGUGUUCUUCUCCUACUGUAUUGGACGGGGAAGUCAAACUGUUUUGGGAAGCUUCAACAAAUACAACAAUAACUGCUACAUGGACAGCUUUUGGCUGUGUCUGCUGAAUGGUUGUACCAGUUUUGUGGCUGGAUUUGCAGUCUUCUCGGUGCUGGGAUUCAUGGCACAGAAACAGGGUGUUUCUGUCGCGAUGGUGGCAGAGUCAGGUCCUGGUUUGGCAUUCAUCGCCUUCCCCCAGGCAGCAGCCAUGAUGCCCUUGCCACAGCUCUGGACGGUCUGCUUCUUCAUUAUGCUUCUUCUGCUGGGAAUUGACACACAGUUUGUCAUAAUGGAGGGAGUGAUAACAUCUUUCACAGACUUAUUUCCUGUUACACUGCGAAGGCCCAGAUAUCGAGAGGGAUUUGUGCUCCUCUUCUGUCUCUCCUGCUUCCUUAUACAGCUGACUCUGAUCACAGAGGGUGGGAUCUUUGUGUUCCAGCUCAUUGAUUACUACGGCUGCAGCGGAGCAUGUGUUCUCUUUGUGGCUGUGUUUGAGUCACUGGCAGUGGGAUGGAUCUUUGGGGCAGAUCACAUGGAGGAUGCCAUUAAGGACAUGACUGCACAGAGACCGUGUGUCCUCUUCAGACUGUGCUGGCGUUACUUCACCCCACUUGUGUCUCUGAGUUCCUUUAUUUUACACAUGGUGGACUAUAAGCCUCUCAAGUUUAACCGCUGGUACAUGUACCCAGACUGGGCCUAUGCACUGGGCUGGGCCAUGGCCCUCUCCUCCAUCCUCCUGGUGCCACUGUGGGGGAUUGGCAAGAUCUGCGUUGGCACAGGCAGCCUCAGACAGCGCUUGGCUGUCCUUUGUCACCCUGAUGAUGACCUCCCUCUAACCCGGCAGGGGAAAUGCCAAAACUCAGAAAUGGAGACAUUGCAAGAUAUUAACCGCAUAUGAGCUUCAUUUUGCUUAUUAAGGAGACAGCUAUGCGCUGGGCAUUAGCAGUGAUAUUGUUUGAAAGCUUGUUUAUUAAAACUCUCAUGCAGUGGCA
Molecule: messenger RNA, 2415 nt
Organism: Oncorhynchus mykiss (rainbow trout)
Lineage: Eukaryota; Metazoa; Chordata; Actinopteri; Salmoniformes; Salmonidae
Product: sodium- and chloride-dependent GABA transporter 2
Biological process (GO): amino acid transport; sodium ion transmembrane transport; nitrogen compound transport
Cellular component (GO): plasma membrane; cell projection
Molecular function (GO): gamma-aminobutyric acid:sodium:chloride symporter activity
Source: RefSeq, a predicted model, not a curated record